Aspergillus pseudotamarii is the source of this 1407-nucleotide messenger RNA. RefSeq names its product isoflavone reductase family protein. The record is from RefSeq and is a predicted model, not a curated record. Gene Ontology annotation, molecular function: oxidoreductase activity. The coding region runs from base 562 to 1407 and encodes 281 amino acids. Lineage: Eukaryota; Fungi; Ascomycota; Eurotiomycetes; Eurotiales; Aspergillaceae. The transcript is spliced from 3 exons.
GUUGUGUUGUACAUACUUUGCAAGCUGUUCGGGAGUAGGGCUUGUUCCAAGGGAAGUAGCAGAGGACCGAAAGUAUUGUCACUGUGAGGUGGGUAUGCAAUACCGACGUUGCUUGUGUCCACUGAGGCAUCAGAAGAUGGACUCAGAAACAGAAAAGAAAGGCGGAAGUAAGGAUGGUGAGGAAGGUAAAUCAGGGCCGGAGAAGCAAUGCCCCGAUUCUCAGUACUAUGGGUGAUAUGUUACAUGGUCCAGAGUCCAGGGUUACGCAAGGGGUUUGGGGCAUCUUCUCUUGUCUACUUACUAUUUUCUACUGUCAUAUGCCGGUCAAUAUCAAUGAACGACACCGCAUACAUGCCCUCAAUGCUACCGUAUAGUGGGGGUCCCUCUCAGGGUAAACCUACAUAAGGUAGGUGAUGAUCAGGGAGAUCCAAGGUUCCCUUGCGAGUACGUAUGCCUGGCUCGUGAGAACUAUAUUUGCUUAUUGUUUUUUCGGGUCCUAAUAACGACUUCCCUCUGUGAAUACUGUCUACAGUUGCGGAUAUUUGGCCAUACCGCAAAACUAUGACUAUUAAAGUGAUUGUUGUUGGCGCAGGUGGCAUCCUCGGCCCUUACAUUGUGUCUGCCCUGGACAGCGACCAUCGCUUCACUGUUACUAUCCUAACCCGAGCUUCAUCCAAAUCCAAAUUCCCCUCUCAUAUUGCCGUGCAUCGUGUGGGGGACAACUAUCCCGAUCUGGAAGUAGUUGAAGCAUUCAAAGGCCAGGAUGUUGUCAUCUCAACCGUGGGCGCUGGAGCACUACAGCGACAGAAAACGCUCAUCGAUGCAGCAGUACAAACAGGUGUUAAACGUUUCAUUCCAUCGGAAUUUGGCCACGAUACUCGCAAUAGUAAUGCAGCGAACUUGUUACCCCAAAUGUACCACCAGAAGAUGGACAUUGUGGAGUACCUUCGGGUGAAGCAGAAUGAAGGGCUUGAAUGGACAGCAUUCGUGACGGGGCCGUUCCUUGACCUGGCGAUCACGGAUUUCCUAGGCUAUAACCUCAGUCAGCAACACGCCACCAUCCUCAAUGAAGGAUCGGAUCGCUGGUCAGCCACGACUCGUGCCAUCGUUGGUCUAGGGGUCAAAAACUCUCUGUUGAUUCCUGCGCAGACUUCAAACAAAUAUUUAUUUAUUGACACCGUGACAGCUUCGCAACUCGAGGUACUUCGGGCCCUUGAGAAAAUGACCGGUACAGAAUGGGCCAUUGAUUCGGUGGAUGCGGAGGAGCAGAAACGGGUUGCAAUCCAGCAUCUAUUUCACGGCCGCCUCGUUGGCCUUCCCAUGUUGUAUGAAACAAGUGCGAACGAGCUACUUUCCUUGCCCGUCAGCAACGUGGACGAGGUUCUGGCUAGUAUUCUAAACGGCUGA